AUGACGCAAGCGUCGGCCUCGGAGGUGGUCUCCGUCGGGCGGCGGAGCACCGCCAUCGGGAAGGAGUCCUCUCUCGCUGCCCCCUCACUGAGUAUAGCGACGACGCCCUUUUCGCUUCGCACCGGCGCCGCGCUUCCUCGCGAGAUCCUAGCAUGGUUGCAGUCGCUGCAACUUGGCGGCUCCGUCAAGUACCCGAAGCGGGACUUGGCCAACGGGUACGUGAUUGCACAUAUAUGUGCUCGCUACUGGCCACAUGUGCCACUUCACAGCUUCGAGAACAAGGCCGGCGCCGCGAGCAAGCAAAGCAACUGGUUUGUGCUGCAGAAGGUGCUGCGCCAGAAGGGGGUGGAUGUAAGCGCAGCCAUGGUGGACGGCAUGAUGAACGGCGCUGACGACUGCGCCAGCACCUUCCUGCAGCAACUGUACACGGUGUUGACUGGCAAGCACGCGGACACCGAGGCGGUGCCGCUGGAAGAUGCGCUGCCAGACGUGCCGGCCAGCAAAGUGCCAGUGUACGUGCCGACCAGCACCGGUGGCGCCGCUGCACGCACGCGACACGUUGGUGGCGCGAACGGUCCUGGUCUCUCCGCGAAAGUGGACUCCCGCAGCGACUUCAUGGGCGGAGGCAACAAGGCCGCGUCACUGUUCGGCGCUGCUGCGGCUGACGUCCGCAUCCUGGACGACACCAGCAGCAAGGAUGUGCGGAACGCCACCCCGGUGUUGCUGCCGCCCCUGCAGCCAUCACUCCCGAUGCCGGCGCAUACGCAGCCUGCUACAUCGCCGGCAUCCGGCUUGACGGAGGAGGCAGCAGCCGCAAGUAAGCCGUUCUUCAACGUGGCUGUGCGAGCCGCAUGGGAGGUGUCCACAGUGCUUUUGACGCAGCAAGCAUCUGCGUCGGCCGCUGAAGACGCCGCUGGCGCACCUAUCCCAGUGCAGGUCUCCUCGUUGGCUGGCUCGUGGUUCUGCAUGAAAGUGCGCGAGGCGGUGCCGGUGGACGCCCUCGAAGCGCUGAUGGAGGGCGACGAAGCAGCCUUGGCGCCGAGGCCAUCGCUGUCUGCCACGCUUCGCUGGCUCUCUGCUGUUCCAUCUGGUGAUGGGGGUGUGGAGGGCGAGAUGAAAGCAGCGCUCUGGUGCACAGGCGGAGACGGCCACAACGUUCAGCAGGCAUUGCUUCGCACGGGUGCCUGGCAGGCGAUCCUUGGCGCUGUACCGGAGCUAGCGCAGAUCCUGGUGCACCACGGCGGCCACGGUCUCGAUGCCCUUGUGGACUGCCUGUUUGCCUCCGUCAUGAGUGCGCAGUCGCGGAUUCGUGGCGGUGGUGAGGGUGACGCUGGCGGCGGCGCGUCUUUCGCGUUCGUGCGCAACGCUGUGCACUUCAGUGCCGUCCUGCUGGCGACGCUCAGCGACCUCGACGUCUACCAUGCCAUCGCCUGCUUUGAAACGUACUUUGCGGCGUCUCCGACCUUCGUGCAAGCGUUGCGUGGGUUGCGCUGGUCGUUGGCAGCCGACUACGCCACGGUCAUCACGGCCGUCUUGCCAGCAAACCGCCGACUCGCCGCCACGGUGCUGAGCUCGCUAUGGGGCACCAUCGAGUACGCCGUGCGUGACUCCGCCGCCGAGGAGACGGCGCUAUACGGUGAAGCCGCCGCUGGCGAUGGAGAGAGCAACCCUAUGGGCGCGGAAGACAUGGCAGAGGUGUGCCUGCUGGUGCUUCUCCGUACCCUGUUGACCUCCCUACAGCCCAUCAGCGCCGGUGCCUCCUCCCGCACGCCGUUGGAAGCGCCCAUAAGCAGUCACGCUCAGAUCGAGGCAAGUGGACGCGCAAUGACGAGCGCUGUUCGCCGUACAGCCCCGUGCUCUAGCAGGAACACGACCAUCACCGCGUCAACCUCGCAGGACGCCGUCUCCAACACCCUCGUGCAGCUCGCAGAGAAGCGCAGUGCUGCGGUGCUGCAGCAGUCCGUCAUUUGCUGCGCGAGCGCGACCGGCGUGGGUGUUGACGAGGCGUUGGUGGCGGUGGCAACCGAGAAGGAGGCAGCAGCGGUGGCUCUUGCCGUGCAGGUGCUGCGCAUGGAGCUGCACCCCUCGCUGAUGGCGGCGUGGGUGGCGGGUGGGCGUUUCUUCGACGUCUACAACGCGCUCUUCCCUUCGUCGGACAACGCCGCAACGCCAACACCACCAAACGCGUCGUCGCCUACGCUCUCUGUGCUUCGGGCGCGGUGGCUACGCUGGUGCCUGCAGCGGCGGUUCGAACUCAGCUUGUCCUCCCCCUCGCCCGCCACCUCGGCCGCGGCGGCCAUGUCCUUGUCGCCCCUGGCCCAGCAGCGCCAACGUGUCUCCCACGCCGUUGCCCCGUUCGGGGUCCGCGACGGAGGCGGCCAUCGCGCCACCACGACCACGCUCGCACAGGCGCACGAUCUCUCUGCGGACAGUGCCGAGAUGCGCGCGCUGCUGACAGGUGUGCAGGUGCUCUGUCACGAGCUGUCCUCCGUCGCUGAGUCGUUGAAGCCUGCAGAUGCGCAGUCGCGCGUGCUGGUGGCGUGCGCGUUGGCCGAGUCGCUCCCGUUCCUGCCAGCGAGGUACAAAGCUGAGAGCACUGGCGCAGACGGCGGCUCGGCCUUCGCCGAGGAUGCAGCAGAGGCCGCGUUCAAAGUCUUGAUGCACGAGGCGACGCCAGCGCAGAUGCGCUCCAUCCUCGCCUGCGCAUCAGAGUUGCGAGCAGGCGCAGCGGUGCAGAGAGGCGGAGAGUUGGAGGACGAGGCGCAGUGGAUGGUGCACCGCUACGUGGGCCCUCUCAAGCCGUCCGGCUUGCUUGUCGUGGAGAGUGAUGCGCUGCUGCUUGUCAAGGCGGCCCUCGGUGUGCUAAGCAGCGGUGGUGAUCACACAGGCAACUCCGGCGGCAGCCGCUUAUCCCCAUCGUUUUCGGGGGCGGGGGACAGAGAUGUGAAGCUCACAGGUGGCACCGGCGGCGCCCGCCGGCUCGCUGCCCGGGCGGCGGUGAUGGCCAGAGAAGGCCAGGUGGACGAGAAGAUCGCUGAGCGGGUGCGGUGGCUUGCCAGCCUGCUGGUAGAGGGCCGCGCUUGCGUUCGUAGCGGCACACCGCCCUUAUUUCCGUGGCGAAGCACCGGUGAUAGUGGUGCAGUCCGUCGCUCUCCCUCGUCCCUUCGCGAGGACACGGCCACCGUGGCUUCGGCAGCGUCAGAGGCAGAGGUGCUAGAGUGGCAAGCGGUGCUGUCGCACUGUUACGAAGAUCUUGUCCUAGUGAUUCAAGCCGCAAGCUCACGGCUGCGCCAACGUGGAGGGGCUGGUGCCGGUGGAAACCCUAACGCCGCCGAGACGCACUUCUCCGAGGUCGUUGGUAAGGAGCUCCUGAUGUUGGCGCAGAAGGCAGAGGGAGUAGUGUGCAGCCUGUGGCGCGAACUGGCACCGAUUCUGGCAGCAUCGGCGGCGUCAAGAUCGAAGAGCGAGUCGGAGCAGCGCUUCAUCGGCGCCGCAACCCCCUCAGUGGUUGCCAACUCGGCCCUCAUAAGCAGCCCGCCCUUCUCCUUCCUGGAGGAUGUGUCACACGAGGAGGUGGCGACGGCGGUGAGAUGGAUCUGCGCCGUUGCUGGUGUGUAG
Messenger RNA from Leishmania major strain Friedlin, 3618 nucleotides. RefSeq lists its product as hypothetical. The record is from RefSeq and is a predicted model, not a curated record. Gene Ontology annotation, molecular function: microtubule binding. Gene Ontology annotation, cellular component: axoneme. NCBI's taxonomy places the organism in Eukaryota, Euglenozoa, Kinetoplastea, Trypanosomatida, Trypanosomatidae. Gene Ontology annotation, biological process: regulation of cytoskeleton organization. The coding region runs from base 1 to 3618 and encodes 1205 amino acids. The transcript has a single exon.